AAGGCUACCAGAAUUAUGCUAGAAGAAAGUGAAGAAGAAAGUAAACCAGAAAACAAAUCUGAGAAUGUAAUCUUUGAAGUUGAUGAUGUUAAUAUACUAACAGAAAAUCUUUUAGUUAAGACAAAUUCUGAAGUUCAAGAAUUAAUAAUAAAUUACGAGUUUGACGAAGAAGAUAAUGUUGAAGCCAAAGAUAACAAUGAUAAAGAACCUUCUUCUCUCUUCCUAUAA
This is a messenger RNA of Racocetra persica, 228 nucleotides long. Lineage: Eukaryota; Fungi; Glomeromycota; Glomeromycetes; Diversisporales; Gigasporaceae. The record is from the annotation of a GenBank genome assembly.